GUAGCAUUGUACCGGCGAUUAAUCGAUUACGAGUCGGAGCAGGAUUUCCAUUUGAUGACAAGUCCAGGGAGAUAGUAUCGUGGGGGACUCGAAAUCCUUUUGUUCGGCUUGGAAAUAGUCUAUGGAGUAUCAUAGAUGUUUAUGUCCCCGCUGUGCUGCGAUCGACAUCAGGAUCUGGUUAUGAAUUCGCCGGCACAACACCCUUCCUUGUACGUCGUCCCAAUCGAGCAAAAAAUAAUUACAUACGUCCUCCCACAACCACAAAUCCCAGCAGAAGGACCUGUGGGCUUCUCCUGCGAUUACUUUUCAAAGCGCGUGAACCCCAGAGCUCCCCUUCAUCGUCUGGGAAUCGAUCGGAUGAUCGGACAUUCGACACAUCUCAGCAAAUGUCUCACAUAGCAGUAUAAGGAGUCCUCAGAAAUUCAUCCACCCUUUCAUCGAUCCCCUUUCUCUCUCCGUCAUGUCUUCGCCUAUAUCUUCAAGCGCCAGCACACCUUCACCAAUACAUUUUUCAUCACUGGAUAAUAAGGCAAUAUUUAUCGACCGCCGAGACGCUCAUCACGAUUUGUGGGCCUCUGAGAAAAUUCAGGCGGAGUAUCGAGAUUGGCCCCACGAUUCCGAGUCGAAGGAUCAACGCUUCGAAGGCCUGACGGAACGCAUUCAAUCGCAAUGCAAUUAUCUGGCUUCGGUAUUUAGUUCGGAACGUCGAGUGUACGGUAUCAAAGCUGCAUACUAUUGCGGUCGUCCUAUUGCGUUGAUUGUCAUCGAGGACAGCGACAAGCCGCUGCCUGUAGUGAGUGAAGAACAGAUGUUCUUCCCAGUUCAUGUCUUCCAUGGUGAUUUCCGGUGGACCUGCGAUACGAGUUCCAGUAAACCACCCAUCCCACCCAACAAUCAUACUCAUGCCGGAACACUUAUUACCUUAAUCCCUUCAACGAUCGCCCCUGAGUCCAUUCCUCCAACGACUUUUCCUGAAUCUACUAUACUUUCCUCGACUUCUCCCAGACCAUCAUCUACGUUUACCGCCGGUGCAUUUCUACGAGACAAACAUAACCCUUCGCAAUGCUUUAUCCUUUCCGUUGGCCACCCGAUGUCGUCCGGUCGUUCCUCUCUAUCCAUCACAGAAGAACACCCUACGCUAAAAAUUGGAUGGCCAGCAAUCUCACCCCGAGUAGAAAGAAUGCAAAGUCAUUUGAGACGUUUGGGAACUUACACGUAUUCCAAGAAAAUUGAAGCUGCUUUCUGCUAUGCGCAGAUUACCGCAUUGGAAGGAUCCCAAGAUCAAGUGCUUGAUGAAAUAGAGGAGAGAAAGCUGGAUCGGAUUAAGAAACGAUACAAAUCAUUGCAAGAAUCGUUAUUAGUCGCAGAUAUGCAGCACAAGCGUGUUUCGGACCAAAUAGCAAAAUACCAAGGUCUUGCGUUGGGUGAUACGGCCAUUGGGCACAUUCGUGCAGCGUUCCAUGGUUACGCGGACCGCGACCUUCCUACAACUCCCAACGUAAACCCCCUCGACAAUAAACGCAGCAUCCAUUCGUCCGAUACACCAUCACCUUCCUCCAUCACAGACGCAAAUCUCGUCGACGUCUCACUCAUCAAAAUCACAGACCCCUCGUUCAUACCAAAAAACACGUGUAUCCAACUGUUCGAGUCGAUCCAGGAACUUCGUCCAGGCCAAGAAGUGUCUUUGGAUUGCAACGCUGUGUCAAAAGAGCAGUCUGGUGAAGUCGGUUUGUUGAAAGGAUAUUUUGGGCUUCCGGAUUUUAACCCUAAUCCUAAUCCUAAUCCUAAUCCUAAUCCUAACCCCGUCGUAUUGGGUGCCCUUGAUGAGAACGAAAAACAAAAACCUCGGGAAGCGCAGUAUUUCGUUGAGGAAUACGCUGUUUCCGAGUCGGGAUUCACUGCUGCAGGGUCCUCGGGUGCGAUUGUUUAUACGGAUGGGUUCGCUGCAGUGGGUAUGGCUGUCGGUCAUUUUGUUUCCCUCAUUCCGAUGUGUGUCGUUCUCCCUCUUGACCGGCUGGUUAAAUCUGUGGAAAGAGCGGCUGGGGUUGAGUUGGAGUUUGUUCCUCCUAUUUUUGAAGAAGAAUUGUGAUUAUUGAAGUUGGCGCCCGUUCUGCCGUUUGUCGGAUGAUUCUCGGAAUAUAGAUUUUUCGUUGUUUAUACAUAAUUGUGUGUUUUGUGAUUCGUGUUUAGGUGUUCGGUUGUAUUGGAUUGUUUUUGCAUUGGCUUGUACUUCAUUUUAUAUUUCUAUUCCUACUUUCACUAAUAGGCUUUAUUUUAAUAUUUAUACAUAGGAGCAUUAUACAUAAAGAGCAUCUAGAUCAUCGAUUCAUCCAUGCUUGUCCUUGUGGUUGCUUGCCCACAAAUUAGUAAAAUUUUGAAACCCUGGAUGGAAAGAACUCGACACGAUUAUGUACUAGGUUCAGAUAGAG
Lentinula edodes (shiitake mushroom) is the source of this 2429-nucleotide messenger RNA. RefSeq lists its product as uncharacterized. The transcript has 3 exons. The record is from RefSeq and is a predicted model, not a curated record. NCBI's taxonomy places the organism in Eukaryota, Fungi, Basidiomycota, Agaricomycetes, Agaricales, Omphalotaceae. The coding region runs from base 461 to 2089 and encodes 542 amino acids.